CUUCCGUUUUUCUGUCUUUUUAUUUAUUUAUAUAUUUUAGUGCUGCUCGACUCCUCCUCGUCGCUCCUCUUCUCGCUGCUAUUGGCCCAGCUGCCCGUCUUCACGUCGGCCUCUCCGGUGCGCCGCUCCAGCGACCUGGACAAGCUGUCCAAUCAGACCAAGAACCUCAUGAAGCUCACCCAGGAGCUGCUGAAGGAGCAUGCGUUUGACUCAGAUGUGGAGUCCCACAGGUUUAGGUCCCUGCCAGAAAUGAGCAACAGAUCAGCCAAUGACCUCACCAAUCUUGAGUUGAAACCCACACUCUCGCAGCUACACGCUGACCUGAAGCUGUAUGAGCAUCACUUUGAGUGGCUGAACCGGGUUUCAAAGAAGCACCACCACCCUGCUGUACCCAAACUGAUGGAGAUGAUCAAAGAAAUGAAAUCCCUCAUCAGUCUGCUGAAUCGUCAGAUGCAGAGAAUUGAAGCACCAAAGCUGACUUCUGCUACGCCUUCCCUGCCUCCUCACCUCCCCUCUCACUUUGACGUCCUGCAGUCCAGCCAUGAGCUUCUCCAACACUUCAAGCUCUUCUGUGAUUGGGCAUAUAGAGCGUUCCUCAGCCUCAAGCCCAAAGCUUCUGCAGUGCAAUGAUCCACACAGUGCGGAGCCCAACAGGAGUCUACGGAGUUGUGCCUUAGUCAAAAAGUGGAAACAGGACCAUGUCAAUGUGCACUGUAGUCGCUUAAGAGGCCCAAAUGUUACUGCCAGUGGCAUGCGUGUUGAAAAAAAGGUGUCUUUCUGUGAGAGCCAGUAAGGAUGGGGCACACUGCAGCAAAGUUUUGACCAUCAAGAAUCCCGUUAAAAUAAACUUUCCGAUCAUUUCACAAUUCUCCAAUCUCCCUCCUAAAGGUCUUGUUCAUUCAGUACUGUUAUUUAUGUAUUUAUUUAUUUAUUGACAUUUAGUAAUUUAUUUAUUAUAUUUAUUUUAAUUUGUAAUGUGUCUCUCUUACCUUUAUUUUCAUACUAACGUGAAUUUAUUUGCCAGCAUUUUUUAUUUGUCUUUUUUGUUUCCUCGAUGAUCUUCAAGAAGAAAACAUAACAAAACCAAACAGAAAAAAAAAAUAUUGAAACAGUAGCACUUCUUUGCCCUUCAUUUGAAUAAUUAUUUUUCUAUAAACUGAUUAAACUUACAUUUCAUUUUU
Molecule: messenger RNA, 1181 nt
Organism: Austrofundulus limnaeus
Lineage: Eukaryota; Metazoa; Chordata; Actinopteri; Cyprinodontiformes; Rivulidae
Gene: il11a
Product: interleukin 11a
Exons: 4
Biological process (GO): positive regulation of MAPK cascade; positive regulation of cell population proliferation
Cellular component (GO): cytoplasm
Molecular function (GO): growth factor activity; cytokine activity
Source: RefSeq, a predicted model, not a curated record